GCGUCCCAGAACCAUGUGGCUCUUGAGUCGUCGUCCUGGCCUCCCCGGUGUUCCCUCUCGUCUUCUACACAAACUCCUUUGAAAGAACUGAUUCUGUGGGGCCGGGGAGUGGUGGAGAACGACGAUGCAUCCCAAUCCCCUCCUCAAGCGACUGCUUCAACUGAUAUGCAGACAACGCCACCGCUUGCUGCAAGUUCGUCCGCAGCACCGAUGGACAUUGACAACAUGAGUUCGUUUGGACAGGUGCAACGUUGGCAGGCUUUGAAUGCUUGCCUUGGAGUCACCACAGAUUUGACUCCCGCAGCAGCUUUGCCCAACACACGUGAUCAACGCAACAAACUCAUGGAGCUAUUGCAUGGCGCGCAUGCUGCUGAGGCCAGUCCAAGCAAAGAGGCGCAAGAAAAUGGUGCAGAUAUUCUUGCGAGGCUGGAGCUGACAACUUCUCAAGAAGGUGUACGGGAUUUCGAGGAAGUUGGAGCGAAAUUGCUCAGGACCAUGAUCAACGAGAUCACGAGUAAGGAACAGAUCGCACGACUUCAGGAUGCGCUCGCACAAGCUCAGUCAGCAGCCGCCCGUCCAGCUCCGGCAGAAGCCGCUGCCCGACCUCGAGCUGAACUUUCGGCAAACCAAGUUGCUGAUCUCGAAGCUUCCCUCGCCUCCGCGCCGGCUCUUCCUGUCGGUGCUGAUCCCAUCCAAUCUCGUUUUGACGCUUUGAUGCGUGCUCGAGUCCUCAAGCGCGCCCCUUGCAAUUUCACACCGAUCCUGCUGCCGAAUGAAAAUCAGUAUCAGGAUGAAGGCAUUCUUUCUAUGUUGAAGGACCACUACAAGCAAGUUUUCACCGAACCUCCUGGUAAUCCCAAGAGGUUUCCACUGGGAAUCGUGGCUGGUAUUCCUGGAAUCGGCAAAACCCGUGCCUCCCUCGAGUAUGUCAGGCACGCUGUUCAAAUGACUCAAGCAAGCGGCCAUGCCACAACAGUUGUCCCGAUUUACGUGACCUACAACAGCACCACCCCUUUUGGCAGUUUGGAUCGUGUACUGGGUGCUGGACUGAGCAUUGCGUACCGCGUCCUGCUUUCUUACAUCAACGAAGAUAAUUUUUGGAACCUCCCUAAGGUGCAAGAGGUGGCCGCUGCAAUUGGAAGAGUCACGCUGUCGGAAGUUUUAGGCAUCAUCGCGAUGCAUGCCAUGCAGUACCCGCCCAAUCUUGUUCAACUUCAGGUCGCUGCUGCAGGGUCCUCGUCCAGCUCGAGUUCCAGCUCGCCCGCUCUAACUACCGCCAACCCGCCCCGAGUGAUGUUUGUGCUGAUUCUGGACGAGUUUCAAAGAGCCCUGAUCCACGAGGGUGUCGCUCCAGAGCCGAGGCAUCCUGUCUCAAACAAAAUCGACAGUCCUUUUCUCCAGUCCAUCGUCCAAGCCAUGGUCACCUGUUCAAUCCGGUCUAUUUCACCGCAAACGUGGCAUUGUACAGCCCUUUUUGCCGGCUUGACCUUCGUGCCCCUGGAGGAGCUCAUCCGCGGCUCGUCGCAUUCGCUUACGCGCUUUCCAGUUCCGUGCUUGACUUUCGGACAGUCGGUGGCUUAUGUGAAGUAUUACAUGGAGACUCAGCGACCCACAUCUUGGCCGCAAGACUUCGAUAUCACUCAAGAUGCUGUUUUCCAACGCGUGUUGAUGUACGCGUCCGGUCACGCCCGGAGCCUGGAGGCAAUCUGCGCUACUUUGUCCACAAAUGCUUUUGUGACCUAUGUUGCGUCGUCCAACUCCAAAUCGCUCAACGCAAGCGAUGCUGAGCUGUUCGUCAAGGCGAUCGGGUCGGCCCUCGAGAACCGUGUGAGCUCACUCAACAUGCAGCAAAUUGAAUCCACCUUGGUUUCUGCGUUGAGGUGUGCAGUACUCGUCAAUCCGGUCGUCAAAGAUGAUUCCGGUCAUAACUUGGUCGAGGCGAACUCGCUUGGCACCAUCGUCGAGUCUCGGCUCGUCCUUCCAAUGCUCAUUGGCUAUGCGUUGGUUUCGCGGCUGGAGCGACUCUAUGCGCAGCAAGCCCCAUCUCAACCUCUCCCACGUCACUGGAAAGCGCUGAAGACGUUGCUUGACAAGUCGGUACCAGGGGAGCAGUACUCCUUGUCACUUGAGUCAGCCUGUGCAGCCGCCCUUGCUCUUCGCUUGUACUCGUUUGCACUCGAGUACGGGAGUGAUGUCAUCCGUCUUAAACAGCUGCACCAAGGAGCGCGAUUCGCCGACAACUCUUCGAUCGCUCAUCUCGAGAUCCCGAAGCCUGAUCCCAGCUCCAUCGAGCUGUGCGAUCGUGGUGGCAAGUUGGGUCCAUUCUUGCCGAAUUGCCGUUUACCCGGCACAGUGUAUCACGGCAUGAUCAACAAUGCAGCGGUUGACUUUUACACGUUUCACGAGAAAUUGCCUGAUCAAGACUUUCAAGUUGUGCAAGCUGGCGACGCGAAGCUGUACGAGUCAACGGUCUACAGCAAGACCGAACAGGCAACGCUGGUAGAAAAUUCAUCCAAGGCGCUUAAUUCGGCAGAUCAAGACCAAUCAGAUGCUUCUGAUGCCAAGUCGAAGUACAAACUGGCCUUGAGUGUUUUUGCAGAUGGGCGGGUUUCCAUUGCCCCUGAAUCCCUCGCCGAGAAUGUGUUUUUCGUCGACCAAAGCAACUUCCGCAAAUAUUUCCCUCCUCUGUUGUGGCCCAUGUUUGAGCAAAAGGCGGCGCAGGCGGCAGCCACGACGAUGCUUGGGGCCGAUGGCUCCAAAACCAAGAAAGCCAGUGGCAGCCAGAAGCAGCCGGCUCGCAGCAAGCGGACGAACAAGUAG
Capsaspora owczarzaki ATCC 30864 is the source of this 2820-nucleotide messenger RNA. RefSeq lists its product as hypothetical. The record is from RefSeq and is a predicted model, not a curated record. The transcript has 10 exons. NCBI's taxonomy places the organism in Eukaryota, Filasterea, Ministeriida, Capsasporidae. The annotation marks the transcript as partial.